This is a messenger RNA of Fusarium musae, 1260 nucleotides long. RefSeq lists its product as uncharacterized. The transcript has 3 exons. Lineage: Eukaryota; Fungi; Ascomycota; Sordariomycetes; Hypocreales; Nectriaceae. Bases 1 to 1260 code for a protein of 419 amino acids. Gene Ontology annotation, molecular function: DNA binding; zinc ion binding. Gene Ontology annotation, biological process: DNA-templated transcription. The record is from RefSeq and is a predicted model, not a curated record.
AUGACUGAAACGCUAUCACUAGCCCGCAACGCACUGGGACAUCUCAUUGGAAACGUAUCAUACGACACCAUCGAAGUUCUCUUUCUAUUCUCAGUAUGUCUCCGCCUAAACGACGAAAUAAUUUCAGCCUGGACAACUCUCGGCAUCUGUCUUUCCAUCGCCCACUCACUUGGUCUCAACAAACCAGGUAAAAAUAGACAGAAACCACUGGAUCUAGACGCCUGGAAUCCUGCUUGGUGGGCCCUAUACAGCUACGAGAAGCUAUUCUCAUUCCAGCUUGGAUAUGUAUCAACCAUCUCGGAUGAUGCAUUCGACACUCUGGAACUAGAUGUUGUUAAGUCUACUACUCUUGAACCGUCCCGCAUUGCAUUAUCGAUGGCGAAUGUGUUCAGUAAGAUGAGUCGUCGGUGUGCUACGGCGAGACAACUUGAGGAGAGAGCUAGUAGAAGGGCUCUUGAGGCGGUGGUAAAAGAGAAGGUCACGAGUACUGGAGAGGCAUUUCUGAUGUUGACGAAUUGGGCUAAUAGUGUACCAACUGGUAUAAGCCUCAUCAUGCUAAACCGCAACUCCCUUCUGAUCAGCAAAAACGCCCUGCACAUGGCAGUAGAGAUCAUCGCCAAAGACACGCCAUGGGAGUACCAGAUCCGCAACGGGCAAUCGAUGGUAGCAAAUUCCGCACGAAAGAUCAUUCAUCUUCUCGCUGACAACGAUGAUACGGCGUCGCAUCUUUUCGCACCGGCAUAUUUUCCGCUGCUCCAUGCUAUGUAUGUCUUGGCUGUUCAUAUUUUGAAACAGCCGCAUUCGCGUGUCUCGAAGAUCGACCAAAGUCUUCUUGUAACUGCUACUGACUUGGUUCGCUGCUACUGCGUUGGACUCAGUGAGGAGGACCGCUUGAACACUAUUCUAAAUGGUCUUCUUCGUGUCGUCCAAGAAGCUAUGAAGCCUAACCCACCACCAACCGAUAACGACCGCAACACCCCAGCGCUAAACUCAUCUACAAGUCUAUCCGAUCAGAAUGUGACACCCUUGACCGAUCACCAGACAUUCACAGAGACCGUUGGCCAGUCGGAUCCUGCGCUCGCACCUCACUUCUCGAUGGACGAGAGCAUACUCGAUCCGUUCUCGGGCCAGCCAUUCAAUAUGCCGAUACUACCUGAUGAGAUUGGCUGCGACUGGGCGGACUUUGAGAACUUGUUGCAGAGACUUGAGAGCGAAGGGUCAUUGUAUCCUACUGAUGAAGGAAUGAUUAUUGAUAUAUAG